AUGCUAGUUGGACAACAAGCACCAGACUUUGAACUCGAAGGCGUUCUCAAUGGCGACUUCAAGAAGUACAAGCUCGCUGACUACAAGGGCAAGUGGCUCGUUCUCUUCUCAUACCCACUCGAUUUCACAUUCGUCUGCCCAACAGAAAUCAUUGAGUUCUCCAACAAGCUCGAGGAGUUCAAGAAGCUCGGUGCUGAGGUUCUUGGCCUUUCUGUUGACUCCGUUUUCACACACCUUGCUUGGCAAAAUACACCACGUAAGGAAGGUGGCCUCGGCGAAAUCCACUACCCACUUCUUUCAGAUCUUACACACGCCGUCUCCGAAGCUUACGGUUUCUACAUGAAAUCUGAGGGACACACACUCCGUGGCACAGUUAUCAUCGACCCAGAGGGCAUCGUUCGCCACGUCCAGAUGAACCACCCAGAUGUUGGCCGUAACGUCACAGAAAUCAUCCGCCUUGUCAAGGCUUACCAGUUCGCUGCAAAGCACGGCGAAGUUUGCCCAGCUACAUGGCAGCAGGACGGUGAUGCUACAAUCAAGCCAUCACCCAAGGAGUCCCUUGAAUACUUCCACAAGGUUAACUAA
Molecule: messenger RNA, 585 nt
Organism: Trichomonas vaginalis G3
Lineage: Eukaryota; Parabasalia; Trichomonadida; Trichomonadidae
Product: peroxiredoxin protein
Exons: 1
Coding region: 1-585 (194 amino acids)
Biological process (GO): cell redox homeostasis; response to oxidative stress; hydrogen peroxide catabolic process
Cellular component (GO): cytosol
Molecular function (GO): thioredoxin peroxidase activity
Source: RefSeq, a predicted model, not a curated record